AUGAGCCGGUCACUACUGCGCUCCGUCCUGGAGCUUCGCACGCCUAUAACACGUCUCCCACCAACCUUCCUCCUCCCGAUCCAGGCCCGCACCCUCGCGACAACAGCAGCAAGACGCAAUGUUGAACCAACAACGCCUCCGAGUGCAACACCCACACAAAGCACCGUGCCCCCCAUAGCGCCCUCCAAGCCAUCCCCCGCCCCCUCAGCAACCCCGUCUCAAUCCCAAACCCACCCCCUACCGGGAACGACAUCAAGCUCCGUAGCAGAGCUCUUCCCGCUGCUACGCGCGCAGCCCGCACACUACAUCACCAUCCACAUCCACGGACGGCCGUACCUAGUCACGGAAGGCGACCGCAUCCGUCUGCCAUUCCUGAUGCACGAGGUGCUGCCGGGCGACGUGCUGCGCCUGGACCGCGCGUCUACGCUCGGAUCCCGGGACUACACGCUCGUCGGUAGCCCGCACGUCGACCCCUCGCUGUUCGAGUGCCGCGCCACCGUCCUCGGCGUCGAGUCCGAGCCCCUGCGCGUCAAGGUCAAGACUAAGCGCCGCAACCGCCGCUCUCGCCGUGUCGCGAGUAAGCACCGCUAUACCAUCUUGAGGAUUAGUGAGCUUAAGUUACUUGGGCCGUCCUAA
Daldinia childiae is the source of this 636-nucleotide messenger RNA. Its product is annotated as Homocitrate dehydratase, mitochondrial. The transcript has a single exon. Bases 1 to 636 code for a protein of 211 amino acids. Gene Ontology annotation, molecular function: structural constituent of ribosome. Gene Ontology annotation, cellular component: mitochondrial large ribosomal subunit; ribosome. NCBI's taxonomy places the organism in Eukaryota, Fungi, Ascomycota, Sordariomycetes, Xylariales, Hypoxylaceae. The record is from RefSeq and is a predicted model, not a curated record.